AUGUCUGACACCCCUCCAGCUGCUCAUGGCCAUGUCCGACACGGAAGUCCUGUUGUGGCCUUCCUUAUUGGACUUUCUAUCGUCUUGACCGCCAGUAUUGCGAAUGCUGGCGGCCUGACAUUAACGAAACUUGCUCAUCUGCGGAGCAAAGGUAUCCCCAAAGCGCAACGAAGUCGAUUUCAGCCACUGAGCAUCCUGGGCAUGGGGCUUUACAUUCUUAGCCAAGUGUUAGGCUCGACGCUAGCGCUGGAGUACAUGAGAGCCGAAUACGUUGCACCGCUGGGCUCGUCUUCUCUCAUAUUCAACUUCCUAUUCGCUCGCUUCUUGAUUGGUACUCAAGUUACCAGCGCUGAUAUCUACGGAACCAUCGUUGUCGUCCUCGGGGUCAUCGGCAUCGUUGCUUUUGGCUCCAUUAACAGUGGUCUCGGGACCGAAACGGACGUUGAUCAUUUGACGCGUCUGUGGAGGCGAGGACCAUGGCUGGGCUAUUUCUUCAUGAUGUCUUUGGCCCUCAUCGUCCUACUCAUCGCCACCUACAAACUUGAUGCCCUCCUUGCCGCACGCUCUGAGCUUGAUGCUGAUCCACGACCAUCUAAGCGACACCAGAUUUCACGAGGUCGCAAUGUGGUCGUGAGAGCGUGGCAAACCGUGUUGGGCCUCUGGGAGUUAGGCAUGGGUAUGCUUUCAGAAUGGCUCGAGUGGUGGACGGGUCCCAAAGAUGACACGACAAUUGCAUGGACUCUGGGAAUUGGCUGGUCGUGCUGUGGAGGAGGGCUCGCUGGCGGCUGUCUGGUGUUUUCCAAAGCAACCGUUCAACUUAUCUCAGGCUCUCUCAGUCAUGAAAAUUCGGGGAAUCAGCUGGGACAUGCUGCGCCUAUCUUCACUAUUUUACUCCUUGCGGCGACUGCGGUCACCCAGAUAAUAUGCUUGAACCGAGGGCUCCAAAUCUAUGACUCUACCUUGGUUGUACCCGUCUUCUAUGGAGUGUACACGGCAGCUGGGUGGUUGAACUCAUUGAUAUUCAACGACAACGUCGACUCGUACCAAUCGUGGACACUCUUCCUGAUUUUUCUCUCCAUCUUUGUCCUGAUCUCGGGUGUGGUCCUCUUGACCCACAAGAAACCCGAGCCGGGUCCCCUUUCUGCGCAUUCAUCAGUCCCAUUGGGGUCUUCUGGGUUGCCACGAAUGCGGCAACGGAAAAAAGCUGGACUGGCGCCGGAUCUUGCGAGCGCCGAACAAGGAGAUGUGGUCGUUGGGAAUGAGCAGGAAGUGUUGUGGGGCAUUGGCGAUGCCAGUGAUGACGAGGACGACGAAGGUCAAGAUGAGGACAUUGACCACCAUCAGCACCCACUCAGCGCCACCCCGACGCCCACUACCAAGAGUCGAGGGAAUGGUGAAGAGGGUCAUGGCUUGCUUUCCCGCGAUGAUGAAGACCACGACUUUCCACCAACUCAUGACAAUCUACAAAUGCAGCGACGAUAA
Molecule: messenger RNA, 1482 nt
Organism: Mycena indigotica
Lineage: Eukaryota; Fungi; Basidiomycota; Agaricomycetes; Agaricales; Mycenaceae
Exons: 9
Coding region: 1-1482 (493 amino acids)
Biological process (GO): magnesium ion transport
Cellular component (GO): membrane
Molecular function (GO): magnesium ion transmembrane transporter activity
Source: RefSeq, a predicted model, not a curated record